Messenger RNA from Anopheles moucheti, 4019 nucleotides. It is a transcript of the gene Myo31DF, whose product is annotated as unconventional myosin ID. Bases 499 to 3579 code for a protein of 1026 amino acids. The record is from RefSeq and is a predicted model, not a curated record. NCBI's taxonomy places the organism in Eukaryota, Metazoa, Arthropoda, Insecta, Diptera, Culicidae. Gene Ontology annotation, molecular function: ATP binding; microfilament motor activity; actin filament binding. Gene Ontology annotation, biological process: vesicle transport along actin filament; actin filament organization. The transcript has 8 exons. Gene Ontology annotation, cellular component: microvillus; vesicle; actin cytoskeleton.
UUAUGCGUACGCUGUUUUGUUACUUUUUGUCGUCUGCUGUGCGUUCGCAGUGCCAGUGAUGAGUUGGACAAUAGCGCCGCGCCGUUUGAUGCUGUCCGCGCGUCAGCAUUCGUAGGCAUCGGAAUUCGCGUCAUUUGUGUUACCGUCGGUGCAUUAAUUAAUUGUUCGAACGCAAAAUUUCACCCGUUCUAUUGUUUGGCGGCUUUUGUUCUGUUGUUUUGCCGUAGUGAGAUAGAACGAUCCCCCGUGUGGUAGCUAUUCUGUUGUGCAGGGUGUAUUUUUGGUUUUGUUUUACACAGAGGAAGUGAUAUUGGAAAGUGACGAUUGUGCAAAAGAGAGAGAGAGGUCGGGGUUUAACCGGGCCGCGUUAUUGUAUUCAUUCCGAUUUUGGUUCCGUCCAAAUAACAGUUACCGGAGUGUGUUGCUACAGUGUGUUGACGUACAGCAUAAAACGUUGUGAUAUACAUUACAUUACGGUGAACUAAACGAACCGCAAGGAUGGCGCAUCAUCAAGGGCAGGAGGUCGGCGUGCAAGAUUUUGUACUGCUGGACUCGGUAACGCAAGAAAAUUUCAUGGAUAACCUCAAGCGCAGGUUUCAAGCCGGCAAAAUCUACACAUACAUCGGGGAGGUUUGCGUUUCGGUAAAUCCGUACCGCGAGAUGAACAUCUACGGACCGGAGUACGUCAACCGGUACAAGGGGCGGGAGCUGUUUGAAAAUGCGCCUCACAUCUUUGCCAUUGCCGAUGCCGCGUAUCGGGUGCUGAAGCAACGCAACAACGAUACCUGUAUCAUGAUUUCGGGCGAAUCCGGCGCUGGCAAGACCGAGGCGUCCAAAAUCAUUAUGAAGUACAUAGCGGCCGUCACGAACCAGGGAAAGCAGGGCGAAAUCGAACGAGUAAAGAACGUGCUUAUCAAAAGCAAUGCAAUUUUGGAAUGUUUUGGCAAUGCGAAAACUAACCGCAAUGACAACAGCAGUCGCUUUGGCAAAUACAUGGACAUCGAGUUCGACUACAAAGGAGAUCCGGUCGGUGGCAUAAUUACCAACUAUUUGCUAGAGAAGUCCCGCGUCAUUCAACAGCAAAGCGGUGAACGGAAUUUCCAUUGUUUCUACCAGCUUUUACGUGGCGGGUCUAAUAAUGAGCUGCAGCAGUAUAAUCUAGUAAGAGAUCCGGCAGCAUACCAUUACACGAAUCAAGGUAGCACAGAGAUUCUCUCAGAAAAAUCCGACUACCGGGCGACAACCGGUGGUCUGCAAGCACUCGGAUUUAGUGCAGAGGAGAUUUCCAUGGUGUGGCGAACGGUAGCGGCAAUUCUGCAUUUGGGAAAUAUUGAAUUUCAAAUGCAAGAUGAGAAAGUAACAAUAACCAACGGAAAAACGUUGACACAGGUUGCUCAACUCCUGCAGGUGACUGCGGAGGAAAUGCGCACCGCUUUAACGGAGCGAGUGAUCGCAGCACGUGGCGAAAUUAUGACAAAGAGCCACGACACAAAGCAAGCAGAGUAUGGCCGGGAUGCGUUGGCCAAAGCGAUAUACGAUCGCAUGUUUACCUGGAUCAUACAGCGCAUCAACAAGGCAAUCCUUGUCCCAGGAAGUACCACACAGAAACGCUACAACAAAGUGAUUGGUGUGCUGGACAUUUACGGCUUCGAGAUAUUCGACCGCAACAGUUUCGAACAGUUUUGCAUCAAUUAUUGCAAUGAGAAGCUGCAGCAGUUGUUUAUUGAACUGGUACUGAAGCAGGAGCAGGAAGAAUACAACCGCGAGGGUAUUGAAUGGACCAAUAUUGAGUAUUUUAACAAUCAGAUUAUUUGUGCCUUGGUAGAGCAACCAGAUAAGGGCGUCAUUGCGAUCAUGAACGAAGCGUGUUUGAAUGUGGGUAAAAUAACAGACGAAAUGCUGUUGGGUGAUAUGGACAAAAAAUUGUCCCAUCAUCCUCACUAUACCAGUCGUCAGCUGAAACCAAUGGACAAGGAGUUGCGUCACAAGGAAGACUUUCGCAUAACGCACUACGCCGGCGACGUUAUUUAUUCCAUCAGUGGGUUUAUCGAGAAGAACCGUGACACUUUGUUCCAAGAUUUCAAGCGAUUGCUUUACGGUUCACAUGAUAACCUAAUUAGCUCAAUGUGGCCUGAAGGUGCACAGGAUAUUUCGAAAACCACCAAGCGCCCUCUAACCGCAGGAACACUGUUCCAAAAAUCUAUGGCCGAGUUGGUGGCGACGCUAUUGCGCAAGGAACCACUGUAUGUGCGGUGCAUUAAGCCGAACGACAUCAAAAGCCCGACCGUGUUUGAUGAUGUCCGCGUAGAGCAUCAGGUUCGGUACCUGGGACUGCUGGAGAAUGUUCGUGUACGGCGAGCCGGUUUCGUGCACCGUCAGCGGUACGACAAAUUUUUGCUACGCUACAAGAUGAUUUCGCAGUACACCUGGCCAAAUUUCCGCGGCGGUAAUGACCGGGACGGCGUGAAGGUGCUGAUGAACGAGAAAAGCUUUAGCCACGAUGUGCGGUUCGGAAAGACGAAGAUUUUCAUCCGUUCGCCGCAAACGCUGUUUGCGCUCGAGCAGCAACGGAACGACAUGAUACCGCACAUUGUGACGCUUCUGCAGAAGCAGGUGCGUGGUUGGAUCGCGCGUCAGAGGUAUAAGAAAAUGAAGGCGGCCCUCGUCAUUAUGCGUCACUAUCGAAAGUACAAGCUGAAGAGCUACGUGCAGGAUUUGGCCGUCCGGUUUCGUAAUGCACGCACUUUGCGCGACUACGGCAAGGGCAUACAGUGGCCCCAGCCUCCGCUUGUCGGUCGGCAAGCGGAACGGCACUUGCGGAUGCUGUUCUCUCGCUGGCGUGCGGCGAUGAUUCUGCGCAAAUACCCACGGGAAGAGUGGCCGCAGCUACGAUUGCAAAUAAUUGCCGCCAGUGCGUUCCGCAAACGGCGAAAGUUCUGGGGACACGAUCGCCGGUGGCUUGGCAACUAUUUAUCGAUCGUAGCAGAGAACACCAAUUAUUCGUCGUACAAUGCGAGCGUGCGUAACAUUAAGAAUGCGGAUCACUUUGAUACGAUUGUGUUUUCGGCGUUCGUGAAAAAGUUCAACAAAUGCAACAAAUCGGCUGAUCGUGCGAUCAUUGUAACGGAUGGCGCUAUUUACAAGCUGGAUGGAGCGAAGAACAAAUUCCGCAAUAUGAAACGAACGGUUCAGAUUCGCGAGAUCACAUCGAUCAGUGUCAGUCCUGGACGGGAUCAACUGGCAGUAUUUCAUUCGCAUCAUAAUAACGACCUGAUAGUGUCCCUACAAGGAGAGCACCAACCCUUGAAGGAGGAUCGUAUCGGAGAGCUGAUAGCACAUGUCGUUAGGCGAUACUUUGCCAUCUGCCAGCAAGACCUACCAGUGAAUGUGGCAUCCACGUUUCCUCUUCGUUUGGGAAACAAAUCGCGUUCGUUGAGCAUUGAGGCCGCCGUCGGGCAGGAUUUGCCGGAAUUUUCACACGCCGGUACCUUCAUCGUUUUCAAGGUUCCGCCGGCUUAUGCCAGUCCGCUAGAAACGACGGAAACAUCAGCACCCAACACGUUACCACAACGAUACUAGAGUAAAUAAGUGAACAAACUCGACAAGCAGAAGUGCCAUUAUUAGCGAAGCGAGGACAAUCCAGUCUCUUCCGCACCAAGUAUUGACAAACGAUGCACGCAUUUCGUAAAAGUGCAUUCCACAUUUGACGUACGCGCAGAUGGAAAAGCGGAUGUAACUGAAUGUGAUAAGGGAGUUGUACGUUGUUACCAUCUUUGAUUUUUAUACGAACCAUUACACAGCAUUAUAACAGAAUCAUACAUACACAAAUCAACGAUCAACACAAAAUUGUUGUUGGCGAAGACUAUUCUUGCGGCACUGUCUCUAUGGUUUUAUGUAGUUUUCAAUUUUAUUGUUUUGAUACUUAAGAGUAAGAUGUUCUUAAAGAAUGCUUAGGAAGCUGUAUUUCGUUUAUGAUUUUCUUUCUGUACUUAUAACGCCAAUAAAAGGCCGCUAACGUA